Messenger RNA from Prunus armeniaca (apricot), 933 nucleotides. NCBI's taxonomy places the organism in Eukaryota, Viridiplantae, Streptophyta, Magnoliopsida, Rosales, Rosaceae. The record is from the annotation of a GenBank genome assembly.
AUGAGGUGCAAGAAGCACCUUUGCGACCUCACCAGCGCCGUCGGUGUCUGCUCCUCUUGCCUCCGGGAACGCCUCACCGCCCUCAUCGAGGCCCAAACCAAGGCCCAGGCCCAGGCCCAGCUUUCUCGGCUCCACUCCCGGACCUCCGCGCCGCCCGAUGAACCGAAGCGAAAGUCAGACCCGAAUCCUCCGCCUCUCAUCUUCCCUCGCUCCGUCUCCCCCUACGUUUCUCGAAGAAAAUCGGACGACUCCACAUGGCACCACAACCACCGUCUAGAUCAUCAAAACCAGCAACAACAGCACCGUAUUCGAUUCUACAGUACGCCCCAGGUGGGCCCCACCUACAACAGCGCCACCAGCACCACCAUUGAAGGGUCGUGCAGGAAGACCAAGACCAAGUUCUCGCUCUUAUCGAGCCUUUUCCGGUCCAGAUCCGAUAAGUUUUGGUCGGAUCCUAGUUCUUCGACGCUUCAGCCCACGUCAUCCUCCUCGGCUUCGUCGCCGUCGUGGUUCUCGGCGAUCUUCUCCGGAAAACGACGGAAUCGAUCGAAGCAGCUCUACGCCGACGAGUCCAACAACACAGGCGGGCAGAGACCUCGCGGGUUGUCGCCUGAUAUAACGCCCGAUCCCUUCGAGGACUGCGAGCGAUCGCGGUCAGGCAGCGGGGACUCGUCGGGGGCGACCCCGGAGUGGAAGAGGACGCCGCCGCUGGCUCCAUCGUCGACUCGGAGGACACGUGUUGGCCAGGGGAAGAACAACGUCUCGGGUCUGGCGUUUUGCCUGAGCCCGCUAGUUCGGGCCAGCCCUAACCGGAACUGGGGCCAGAAGGGGUUGCCGCCGGAGUUCGCCGGCGAGAUUCGGGUUGCGGCGGCAUUUUGCAAGAACCGAUCGAGGAAGCUGGUGGAUUUCGGUAGAGCCAAUCCUAACCGUUGA